GCGGGUUCGAGUCCCGGCGCGGGCGGAGCCGGAGCGGCAGCACCGAGCGCGGAGGGGGAGGGGGGGGGACACCGGGGAGGGGGAGGGGACACGCGCGGACCCCCCGUGAUGGCGCGGGACAAGGAGAAGAGGAGCUGCGGGCAAGUGGUGGCCGAGUGGCGAGCGUUCCUGUGGGACCCCCGCACGCGCCAGUUCCUGGGCAGGACUGGUUCCAGUUGGGGGCUGAUCCUGCUGUUCUACCUGGUGUUUUACGGGUUCCUGGCUGGGCUCUUCGCCCUCACCAUGUGGGUGAUGCUGCAGAGCGUCGAUCCCCACGUGCCCAAGUACCAGGACCGGCUGCUGACCCCCGGGCUGAUGAUCCGUCCCUGCACCGAGGGUCUCGAUGUCACCUUCAACGUGAGCCAGAGCCAGACCUGGCUGCAGUACGUGAGGGCCCUGCACCAGUUCCUGGAGCCGUACAACGACAGCGUGCAGGCCGCGCGCAACGCCGCGUGCCCGGCCGGCCGCUACAACGAGCAGCCGGACGACAGCGUCCCCAACUACCCGAAGCGCGCCUGUCGCUUCAACCGCUCCCUGCUGGGGCCCUGCGCCGGCCUGGAGCCCCACGGUGACUACGGCUACGGCAACGGGCAGCCCUGCGUGCUGGUCAAGGUCAACAGGGUCAUCAACUUCUUCCCGGGGAAGAACAAGAGCAUCAACAUCGUCUGCGCCGCCAAGCGGCCCCGGACCAAGGGUGACCUGGGACACUCGGCCACCACCCGCGAGGAGGACGCCGCCCUGCUGGGCCCCCUGCAGCUCUUCCCCCCCAACGGCUCCAUCGACCUCAUGUACUUCCCCUACUACGGCAAGAGAGUGCACGUGAACUACACGCAGCCCGUGGUGGCUGUGCAGUUCCCCAACGCCACGGCCAACGUCGACCACCACGUCGAGUGCCGCCUCAACGCCGCCGGCCUCCGCACCGACGACGAGCGCGACAAAUUCGCCGGGCGCGUCGCCUUCCGCCUGCGCAUCAACCGCGAGUGACCCCGCCCGGCCCCCGCCGUAGCGCCCCGGCCGCCGCCCGCCCCCCGCCCGCCGCUAACGGCCCCGCCCCGCCCCGCCCCGCCCCGCGCGCUCCUAACCCGCCCAGAAUAAAUGUACAUAGGUAUUUUUUAUAUGAGGAAUCGAUUAAACCGUGCCCUAGGGCCCCGCCUCGUC
Messenger RNA from Catharus ustulatus (Swainson's thrush), 1197 nucleotides. RefSeq names its product ATPase Na+/K+ transporting subunit beta 2 (gene ATP1B2). Gene Ontology annotation, molecular function: ATPase activator activity. NCBI's taxonomy places the organism in Eukaryota, Metazoa, Chordata, Aves, Passeriformes, Turdidae. The coding region runs from base 109 to 1023 and encodes 304 amino acids. The record is from RefSeq and is a predicted model, not a curated record. Gene Ontology annotation, biological process: intracellular potassium ion homeostasis; intracellular sodium ion homeostasis; potassium ion import across plasma membrane. The transcript is spliced from 9 exons. Gene Ontology annotation, cellular component: sodium:potassium-exchanging ATPase complex.